Molecule: messenger RNA, 4605 nt
Organism: Drosophila subobscura
Lineage: Eukaryota; Metazoa; Arthropoda; Insecta; Diptera; Drosophilidae
Cellular component (GO): cytoskeleton
Source: RefSeq, a predicted model, not a curated record
AUUUAGGGGUCGUAUCAGACAUUUCACAUGUGAAUGUUAGCUCCGCCACUUGAGUCAAAUUUGAGUUUAGUUCCACAAACAAUUUUCCACAAAACUUUCAAGUUCCUUGAAUUUCUCCACCAUGACGAAAGAGAAGGUAUACUUCAGCCAGAAGAAGAAGGUCGAUCCGGGACCCUGUGCCCCGCUGCGUAACAUACGAACAUUGAACAUGGGCGGCAACAUUGAGCAACGUCCCUGGACGCCAACGGUGCGUACGGGCAGAAUAGCCGCAGAGACAGCCACGCCAGGGCCAGCCAUUGUGCAGCUACCCACAUUGAUUGGCAGCAAAGUGCCGGACUCCAAAAAGAAGGGCGCUCCCUCGUACUCCUUUGGCCAUAAGCUGGGCAGCAAGUACGAGACCUUUGGCCCCGGACCCGCUCAGUACAAUGUGACGGGCUUGCGGUCCAAGGGCAAGGAUUAUCCACGUGCAGCCACCCUACAGAGUCGUCCCAAGGAGCUGACGCGCUUCUCGAAUCCGGGACCCGGUGAAUACAAUGUGCAGCCAGCGGCCAAGGCAGUGAUCGAUGCCACGCCCAUGUACACGUUCGGCCAGAAGCCGCCCGAUGCCAAAUUUAGCCUGAUUCCAGGUCCCAACCAUUAUCAAGUGGUGCCGCUUGAUGUGACCAAGCGGCGUGCACCGCGCUAUUCCUUUCGCAUUAAGGUUAACGUUUACAUUGUUAACAAUCCAGCUCCGAAUAGUUAUUGCCCUGAAAGGGUCACGCAAUCAAAAAAGAAUGCGCCACGCUACACAUUCGGUAGACGAACUAAAAUCCAACACGAUCAAUUUACACCAGCUCCUGGCGCCUAUAGCCCCGAAAAAGUGAAUCCCCACAAGACGCCAGAGUUUAGCUUCGGCAUCAAGCACCACGAACAGAAGCCCGACUAUACGCCAGCGCCUGGCUGCUAUAAGCCUGAACACUUUGGCCAAGAACACAUGCCCUCGUACAGCUUUGGGCUGAAGACAAAGCACACUCAAGUCAGUGAGACGCCAGCACCCGGUGCCUACAGUCCCGAAAAGUCAAAGCUACACAGCACACCCGCUUACACGAUCACUGGCAAAGGCAAUCACGACGUAGUCGAUGCCACACCCGCGCCCGGCGCAUACGAACCCGAGAAGUGCGUGCUGAACAAGACGCCAGCCUUCACGUUUGGCCAUCGCGUGAAUCUGGUCAGGGCCAGCGAUACACCAGCACCGGGCACCUAUCAGCCGGAGAAGGUGCGUCUGGAUCACACGCCCUCGUACACACUGUCGGGGCGGCAUGAGCUCAAGUGUGUGAGCGAGACGCCAGCGCCCGGUUCGUAUGCACCGGAGAAAUAUCGCGGCGAUCGCACGCCGGCCUUCACCUUCGGGGGUAAGCACGAGCAGAAGCUCGACAGCUCCACACCGGCACCAGGCGACUAUUGUCCCGAAAAAGUACGGCACGAUCACAAUCCAGCUUACUCAUUCGCCGGUCGCCACGACCCACACAAGACGAGCGACACACCCGCCCCAGGGGCCUACGAAACGGAAAAGGUUAGGCAGGACCACAAUCCUUCGUUCUCCUUUGCCGGUCGUCACGAUCUCCAUAAACCAAGUGAUACACCAGCUCCGGGGGCUUACUCACCGGAGAAAAACCGACAAGAUCACAAUCCCUCUUUCACGAUGGCAGGAAAACACAUCCAAAAGAUUGCCAAUGGUACACCCGCUCCUGGGGACUAUUGUCCUGAGAAAACCCGUCUAGACAACACUCCUUCGUACAGUUUUGGUGGCAGGAAUGAUCCUAAGGUGGAGAAUAAUACUCCAGCCCCUGGAGAUUAUCAUCCAGAAAAGGUCAGGCAGGAUCACAAUCCUUCCUACUCCUUCGCGGGUCGUCACGAUCUUUCAAAGCCCAGUGACACACCAGCCCCUGGAGCUUACGCUCCCGAGAAAGUCAGACAGGAUCACAAUCCCUCCUUUUCAAUGGCUGGCAAACACAUCCAGAAGAUUGCCAAUGGCACUCCUGCACCUGGUGAUUACUGUCCAGAGAAGUGUCUUACGGACAGCGCUCCUUCCUAUAGUUUUGGUGGAAGGAAUGAUCCGAAAGUAGAGAAUAAUACCCCUGCUCCAGGAGACUACCAUCCCGAAAAGACUAGACAAGAUCACAAUCCCGCCUUCUCUUUCGCCGGUCGCCAUAAUCUUCACAAGCCAAGUGAAACACCCGCACCUGGAGCUUAUGCUCCCGAAAAAGUAAGACAGGACCACAAUCCCUCCUUUUCGAUGGCUGGAAAACACACACAAAAGAUCUCGAGCGAUACACCAGCUCCUGGUGACUAUUGUCCAGAGAAAACCCGACUGGACAACACUCCUUCGUAUAGUUUUGGGGGAAGGAAUGAUCCCAAGAUUUCCAAUGACACGCCUGCUCCGGGAGAUUAUCAUCCCGAGAAUGUUAGGCAAGAUCACAAUCCCUCUUACUCUUUCGCUGGUCGUCACGAUCUUUCCAAGCCCAGCGAGACGCCCGCUCCUGGUGCUUACUCACCGGAGAAAACCCGUCAAGAUCACAACCCAUCCUUUACGAUGGCUGGAAAACACAUUCAAAAACUGUCUAAUGGCACUCCUGCUCCUGGUGACUAUUGUCCAGAGAAGUGCCUUACGGACAGCGCACCUUCCUACAGUUUUGGGGGAAGAAAUGAUCCUAAAGUAGAGAAUAAUACUCCAGCCCCCGGAGACUAUCAUCCCGAGAAUGUUAGGCAAGAUCACAAUCCUUCUUACUCAUUCGCGGGUCGUCACGAUCUUCAUAAACCAAGUGACAAUCCAGCUCCUGGGGCUUACUCUCCGGAGAAAAACCGACAAGAUCACAACCCCUCCUUCUCAAUGGCAGGAAAACACAUCCAAAAGAUUGCCAAUGGCACACCCGCUCCUGGUGACUAUUGUCCCGAGAAUUGUCUUACGGACAACGCACCUUCCUACAGUUUCGGUGGCAGGAAUGAUCCUAAGGUGGAGAAUAAUACUCCAGCCCCCGGAGAUUAUCAUCCCGAGAAUGUCAGACAAGAUCACAAUCCCUCUUACUCAUUUGCGGGUCGCCACGAUCUUUCAAAGCCAAGUGAUACCCCUGCCCCUGGAGCUUACUGUCCCGAGAAAGUGCGACAAGAUCACAAUCCAUCCUUUACGAUGGCUGGAAAACACAUCCAAAAGAUUGCCAAUGGCACACCCGCUCCUGGUGACUAUUGUCCAGAGAAAAGUCGUCUUGAUAAUCCUCCUUCGUACAGUUUUGGGGGAAGGAAUGAUCCAAAGGUUUCCAAUGAUACACCCGCUCCUGGGGACUACCAUCCCGAGAAUGUUAGACAAGAUCACAAUCCUGCCUUCUCUUUUGCGGGUCGUCACGACCUGUCCAAGCCAAGUGAAACCCCUGCCCCUGGAGCAUACUUCCCGGAGAAGUUGCGGCAAGAUUACAAUCCAUCGUACACAUUUGCCGGUAAGCACGAGCCGCAGGCCACGUCCGAGACCCCGGCGCCUGGAGACUACAGCCCUGAAAAGGUGCGACUUGACCACACACCCGCUUACAGCUUUGGUGGCAAAUACGACCCCAAGGCGGUGAACCAUCAUCCUGCGCCAUGCGACUACGCGCCCGAGAGAGUACGCCUCGACCAUACACCCGCCUACACAAUUGCAGGUCGUCCGACCCACGAGCAUGUGACACACACACCGGCGCCGUGCGACUACUUCCCCGAACACUGUCAGCCGGACAGCACGCCGGCCUUUACCUUUGGCAUGAAGCUGACGCGGGAACGCAUCAGCGAUACACCAGCACCCUCUGCCUAUGAGCCGGAGAAGCACAACACACAGCAUGCACCAGCGUACACCUUCGGCUCGAGAUCCGAGAUCAAAGUAACCACCGAUGCACCAGCCCCGGGCACCUAUCACCCAGAGCAUUCCCGCUUCGACAGCUCGCCGUCGUAUAGCUUCGGCCUGAAGACGCUGCCCAUGCCAUCGCUGCCAGAACAUAGAGGCCCGUACAUCGAAGAUCGCAUUCUGCAAAGACGCGAACGACGCUUGGCGAGUCCCGUGCGCAACAAUGGCGACAGCACCAACACCACGACAAUCACCACCACCACCACCACAAAGACCACAGUCAAUGGUGUGGAACAGCCAGCGGUGACCAAGGUGAAUGGACACUCCGAGCCACUAGCACCACUUGCACAUAACACACUCAGCAAUGGCAAUCAGCACCACAGCACCACCAAGGUAGUGACAACCCGAGAAAAGCAAUUGAUCCAUGGCCAGUCGGAGCAGGGCAAUGUGAAGGUGGUGGCCAGCGGUAAGUCGGAUGCCAGCGCCAUGAAAGCGGCCAGUGCCAGCACCAGCACCGUGGUGCAGUCGGAUGGGGCAAUUGUGACCAGCGCGAGGUCCUCGCGGAUCAGCACUGUGAAGUACGCUGUGGAGGCGAGCAGCGUGCAGGAGAAGAUCAUCAGCUCCUAAUGUCUACAAAAUCCCCACCGUCUUGGGCAGCAGCAAGGAGGGCAAAAUACGCUCGGCACCGGCCUACACCAUGGCCGGGCGCGAGAAGCCGCCACUAAUACCGGCCCUGGUCAUGCCCGGACCCGGCUACU